CACGAAAGCUCAUGCUCCAAAACUUCUGUUAGUCUAUAAGGUGCCACAGGAUUCUUUGCUGCUUUCCCCUUGGGAGGUUAUUCCACAGCUGUCCACCAGGGGGUGACACUCUCCAAGGCCAGGCUCCGUGGGCCCGCAGAUGCAGGGCAAAUAUGGCAGAAUCUGGACCAGUUGCCUCCGAGCUCCGCAUGACUCACUUCCAGAGCCAGGGAGAGACCCCAGGCAGCCCCUCAUCACCACCACUAAACCCUCCCCCCCGAGCUCAUAGCAGGUGGAAAAAGCCCAGGAGUCCUGGUCCCAAAGCCCCCCCAAACACAAGACCCCACUCCUGUCCCGGAGCAAGGAAAAGAACCCAGGUCCCCAGCCUCCCCUAUUCUGAGCACUAGAGCACCCCCUGCCCCAGCCAGGAAGAGAGAGAACCCAGGCGUCCUGGUCCCCAAACUCCCCUGCGCUAAUCACUAGAACAGCCCCUGCCCCAGCCAGGAAGCAAGAGAACCCCGACAUCCUGCCCCGCCCCGAAGGAAGCCCGGCCCUGCCCUUUAAUGGCAGUACAGUUGGGAGGAGCCGGGCGGCCGCUUCCCCUCCCUUUUAGCUACGACAUCCCGUUUGCGGGCGGGCCGAGCGGAUCUCCGGCCCGGGCAAGGCUCCGGGCUCCCUGCUGGGUGGAGGCGCAGCGCCUUGGAGAGGGGCGCGGGGCCCCGGGAGCGCAGCGCCUUGGAGAGGGGCGCACGGCCGCGUCUCCACUCCCAGCGCCGGCUCUCAACCCCCCCAUUGCCGGAAUCGUCCCACGGGCACAUUCCCCUGGCACCGAUGUCUUCGCCACCCCUCAAGGCUUCUUCAUCGUCCGCUCCGACGUGGGCUGCUUCCUCCAGGCGCCCGAGUGCCACUCCCCUGAGGCCGUGGAGAUCUGGAGCCUGCACCCUGCCUGCCGGGGUGGGGAACACUAUGUGGGCGACGCUGCCGGGUCCUCCGUCUGCAUUCUCCAGGGGAACCCGUUCCACCAAACUAUGGACCUGAGUGCCGCCCCCAGCCCCGAUGCCCUCCCCCUGCACCCUAUGUGCUGUGGUGGAGACCACUAUGCCUCGUGGAGCAGCCGCUUCUCCGUCAUCUUCCUGGCCCGCAGCGUGGUUCUGUCUGUAGCUGACCUGACCAUGGGGGUCGAAGCAGAGGAGAUGCCCCUGAAGCUUGCGUCCUGCCAUGGACUCUACUACUACGCAUGUGAUGCUACCCACCUGGCUUUCCUGGGUGUGGAUGCGCAGCGGGGGCUAUACAGCCAGGUCUUCUCUAGCUCGGGCCACCAGGACGUCCUCCCAUCCACGCAGACGUGACCAGCUUCCUCCCUGGCGGCCUGUCCCUGGUCCACAGGGGCACCUUCGGGGCAUGGGAAUGCAUCAAGCUGAUCCAGAAUGAGAUGGACGGGCCGCUCCCUGGCAGCCACCAGAUAACCCGGAAGGCGGGAUGCAUGGAAGAGAAAUUGGCCAACUGGACUUUCUCCACGGCCAGUUCCCCGGAGCCUGCAGACCUUUCAGUGGCCUUGCUCCAGGCCCAGUUCUCCCUGCCCCCCGCCUAUGGGGGGCUGGGGCUCAGGACGGAGCAGGAGGAGUGGGAGGCCAUGGCUGAAGAGGGAGAGGAGCUGCGGAUCAUUCUUCAGCCCCGGCAGAAGCUUUACUGGUGGCAGUAUCACCUGGGCUUGGGGAACCGGCCUAUACUCUUCUGCCGCUGCCUCAAGGUGACUCGUAGCCCCGCGUCACCUGACCACCUCCCGCUGCCCUGGUCGGACUCAGGGGACGCUGGCGUCUGACUGGGGAAGGGAGGCUGGCAGUAGGGGAAAGGUUAAUGUUGUUGCUGAAUAAAUGAUGUUCUAUUGUA
Messenger RNA from Gopherus evgoodei (Goodes thornscrub tortoise), 1869 nucleotides. RefSeq lists its product as uncharacterized. The transcript is spliced from 2 exons. Bases 543 to 1328 code for a protein of 261 amino acids. Lineage: Eukaryota; Metazoa; Chordata; Testudines; Testudinidae. The record is from RefSeq and is a predicted model, not a curated record.